Molecule: messenger RNA, 615 nt
Organism: Didymodactylos carnosus
Lineage: Eukaryota; Metazoa; Rotifera; Eurotatoria; Philodinida; Philodinidae
Source: the annotation of a GenBank genome assembly
AUGGCUGAAUCUGAGCGCUUGGUGUAUUUGAAAAACGGUUUGAAACAAUCACUGAAAAUAAAAGUUUUUGAAGGUGAGCCAAUAACGGUGCCAGACCUGAUUCGAAUUGUGAAAAAGGCCGAAGAAAUUCAACGGAUAAACGAUGACCAUCCUAAUGAGGAUGAUCCGGCAACAACAGCAGGUAUUCAAAAACAUGUCUCAUUCACUCCAGAGGAAAGAAGAACAAGUCGAACGCCAUCCCCGAAUCGGCAAGCAUCCCCAUAUCGUCACCCCGAUCACCCACAACGACGCGAUAAUGUGCAAACUUGUGUUCAUUGUGGAAGACGAGGACACCGGGUUGACGAAUGUUGGUCAGUAGUUGGUUAUCCGGCAUCAUCGAACGGGAACCGCGCAGGCGUCGAUUAUCGCCGCAAUAAUAAAAAUUUUCAAAAUGACUAUCAACAACAAAAUCGAUCAAUGAAUUCAAAUUUACGCGAACAAGAUUGGAACGAAGAUCAACAAUUAUAUCACAGCUAUUCGCAACAACAUGCCACCGACAAUCACAACAACAGUCGACGACGCCUAACCACACCACGACAUGAUAACCGGUCAGGCAGCCAGGAACAAAAAAACUAA